CUUGUUGGAGUUAUACUUUAUCAAAAUAUUCUUAGGGAUCACUCUUUUCGCAGUGUUCUUUGUUCAAGUCAGUUGCUACUAAGCCUGUCAGGAAUGCUUGAUCUGAUUUUGGUACUUCGUCUAAAUCUAAAACUUGGGAUACCUGAUUACUACUUCGCUGUGAUCGACGAGGGGGUCGCCAAAAUGAUCAACCGCAUCAAGUGGAUGCCUCUUUUGGUGCUCAGCUCAAAGCUUUGCCCACCUGGCAUCGAGGGCACAUUCUUCGCGCUGCUCAUGUCCAUUGACAAUAUUGGCGUGCUGACAGCAUCUUGGAUCGGUGGGCUACUCCUUCAUUUGUUAAGGAUCACAAGGACAGAGUUCAAAAACCUCUGGGCCGCGAUCUUGAUCCGAAAUGUGAUGAGGCUACUACCGUUGGCACUGCUAUUCUUGGUGCCAAGAAGUGACCCGAAUUCUAACAUCCUUCCUGCUGAUCUGCUGGCUGAGUAUGACUGUGCUGAGGCUCGACGAAUAGAGAACGUCGAGCUAACCUCUCUUACCGUUGACAAGAAUCCGAGCGCCGAUGCCUCGCUCCAGGAAUGCAAAACCCAGGAGCAUCUUGAUAUAGGGCAAGAUGACGACGAGGCUUCGUUACUCGCCAACAGGAGCUGAUGGACCAUACACAUGUUUUUUUUCCCUCAUUACACAGACAUAUAGUUGAAAAGGAUCAUAAAAAUCACAUUGUGUUGUUUUUAGUUGUUCACAUGCUGUUGUAUUCAUUCAUUUUACAUUAGGUUAGCAAAUCAUCAAAUGCCAGAUAGUACUUUGAAAUUUGAUGCUCCCUCCUAUCCAUAUUACUUGUCGCCGCUUUAGUAAAACAUCAGUUUCUUCUUUUUAACUCUCA
Molecule: messenger RNA, 880 nt
Organism: Triticum urartu
Lineage: Eukaryota; Viridiplantae; Streptophyta; Magnoliopsida; Poales; Poaceae
Source: RefSeq, a predicted model, not a curated record